AUGGAUCCAGCUUUCAGUGCAAUAACAGGAUUGCAGACGAACAUAAGCUCUGAUUUGAAUGCCGAGCUCGAUCCUGGUGUAUAUUCUGAUGAAAAACCGCCAUUUGUGGUGGAACUUGAUGGAUCUCUUCCUUUCUACAUGCUCGAUGCAUAUGAGGAGUUUUCUGGUUCUAAUGCUAGCAAUAUCUAUCUAUUUGGGAAGGUCAAAGAAAGAAGUACUUAUCACAGCUGUUGUGUGGUAGUGAAGAAUAUGCAAAGAUGCAUGUAUGCUAUCCCAAAUGGCCCUGUAUUUGAAGACUCUGUUAUUAUGAAGCUUUUCACACCAAGCUUCAUAGGAAUUAUGCAUUUGAAAGAUCCCAUAGAGCGCAAAGAGAAUUAUGUACUCAAAAUCAGCUAUCCAUUCAAGGACCCACCACUUCCUUCAGAUCUUAAAGGAGAAACCUUUCGUGCUUUGCUUGGAACACAUAACUGGAAAUAUCAUCAAGGAGACAUGACUGGGAGUUUGUUAUCAAAGGAGACUGGAGAUUUCUGUCUUGAACAAAUAUUAUCUGAGCUUGACAGGUCAUGUGAAGAAGUUGUUGAAGUAAUACACAACAAACUCAGAAAGGUACAAGAGGAUAUGAGGAAGGGAGAAAUAGGGUUGGAGAAAUAUAUUAUCACAAAAAUGUCGACUAGACCACCUGAAGCCUACCCAGAUGCCAAAAGUCAACCUCAUGUUGAAAUUCUGUUGGCGUAUUACCUUCCAACAUGGAGAGCGAAUGUAAUUGAGGUGGAUAUAGAAAUUAAUCCAUCAAGAGUUGUUGGAAUUUUAUUCUCUGUGAAUGAUGAAGGUGGUGUACGUGGUGGACAAACUGGGCCAGGAACUUAUAAGUGCAUACAAGAGUUACCAUUUGAAGUGCAUAUAGGAGUUACCAUUUGCAUUUCUGUUUUUAGUAUAAUAAUAGAGUUGUUAAGUCCAAGUUUAACAUUUCUGUUUUACUAUAAUAAUAGAGUUGUGUUUAGUCUUGAGAAGGAUUAUGGAAUGAAAUAUUGUCCAUAUGAAGCAGGUGUCGAUGUUUUCUUGUCUGGAUACGUUUUUCACUUGAAGAUUUUGCAUGAGAGAGGCCUAGACAAUAUAAGAAAAUCUGAAAGUUAUCAAGUAAAGAGAGUUUCCUCAAAGGUAGCAAGGAAAGAAUUAAGAAUGUUGAAGCUGGCUGCAAGAUAUGUUGGAGCUCUUAGAGAAGCUAAGCACAAACUGGAGAAGUGA
This is a messenger RNA of Lactuca virosa, 1245 nucleotides long. NCBI's taxonomy places the organism in Eukaryota, Viridiplantae, Streptophyta, Magnoliopsida, Asterales, Asteraceae. The record is from the annotation of a GenBank genome assembly.